AUGGUCGUCAUCUCAUCAGUGACCUGUAUUACAGGCAUCAGCUCCCUUCUGGCUGGUAUAGUCACUGUUUGCAUUCCAGCCAUGGCUCGAGAUGUUCAUCUUGAUGGCAACCUUCUCUUAUGGCCUGCUUCUGUCUACGCCUUGACCUGCGGAUGCACACUCCUACUGUCAGGCGCCAUGGCCGACCUCUACGGCGCUCGAACACUCUACCUUAUGGGAUGCUUCUUACAAUCAGUCUUUACCCUUGCCUGCGGGCUGGCGAACACGGGAAUCCAGCUCAUCAUGUUCCGUGCCUUUGCCGGAAUUGCCAUCUCCAUGUGCCUCCCCUCCGCCGUUAGUAUUAUAACACACGCGUUCCCCACAGGCAAGCGAAGAAACAUUGCCUUUGCAUCGAUGGGCGGAGGCCAACCUAUUGGGUUCUCUGUUGGCCUCAGUGUUGGUGGUGUGUUCACAGAUACGAUUGGCUGGAGGUGGGGAUUCCACAUCGCCGCAAUCAUCAACACAAUCAUCUUCCUCAUUGCGCUGAAGUGGUUGCCUGGCAUCGGCAAGAGAGACCCGGUCACUUGGCACCGAUUCAGGACCGAGGUUGAUUGGGUUGGAGCGUUCCUGGCCAGCGCUUUCCUGUCAAUGGUCUCUUAUGUGCUUGCUGCGAUCACCGAUAGCACUCAGGAUAUCAAGAAACCAGAGAAUAUCGCACUGCUCGCCAUCUCUGCCGUGCUAAUCGGCGGGUUCGUUGCCUGGGUCGAAAAACAAGAGCGCUUGGGUAAACCAGCCAUUAUCCCAAACUCACUCUGGAAGAAUCGCAGCUUCACUAGCAUCUGCAUCAGUGUCUUCAUGGUAUGGGGUGCCUUCAACGCGACCGAGCAGCUCAGCUCGUUUUACUUCCAAUAUGUGCAGCGGCUCACCGCAAUCGACACAUCGGUGCGCUUCCUGCCGGCCCCCGUGGGCGGAGUCCUGGCCAACAUCGUCGCCGGUCUCGUGGUCCACCGCGUCCGGGCAGACCUAGCGAUUCUCAUCGCCGUCGCCCUGGCGUGUCUGUCGCCGCUAUUGAUGGCGAUCGCCGACCCCGCGUGGUCCUAUUGGAUCUGCGUCUUCUGGGCCAUGUUCAUGAACGCUAUUGGCGCUGACACGUUAUUCACAAUCUCUAAUCUGCUGAUCACAUCGCUGUUUCCGGCCAAAAAGCAGGCGGUGGCCGGAGGGGUAUACAACGCCAUUGCUCAAAUCGGUAAAAGCGUAGGGCUGGCUUCAUCGGGCGCCAUUGCGAGUGCCGUGACCGCCCGGUCGAACUUCGCCGACAAGGAGAGCCCGAUGGCGUUGUUGGAGGGUUACCGGGCGUCGUUUUGGUACUGCUUCGCGCUUUACGGCGCAACCUUGUUUGUGACGGUUUUGGGACUCAGGAAGAUCGGCAAAGUGGGUGUCAAAAAGGAGUAA
Messenger RNA from Colletotrichum acutatum, 1431 nucleotides. RefSeq lists its product as uncharacterized. Bases 1 to 1431 code for a protein of 476 amino acids. The record is from RefSeq and is a predicted model, not a curated record. Lineage: Eukaryota; Fungi; Ascomycota; Sordariomycetes; Glomerellales; Glomerellaceae. The transcript has 3 exons. Gene Ontology annotation, molecular function: transmembrane transporter activity. Gene Ontology annotation, biological process: transmembrane transport. Gene Ontology annotation, cellular component: membrane.